UCUAAAAAGAGAUAGCCCGGCCCAAACAUAAGAGGCAAUGAUAAACGGCAUAGUAGCAAAUAAACCUUACUUACUAGGGUUUGUAUCCAUAACCAACACUUCACCGGCGCGGUAGAGUUUCAUCCAAAACCAGAAACCAUGGGGCGUAUGCAUAGUAGUGGUAAGGGUAUAUCCUCCUCCGCUUUGCCAUACAAGCGAACUUCUCCUAGCUGGCUCAAGAUCUCUUCACAAGAUGUGGAUGAAAAUAUUUGCAAGUUUGCUAAGAAGGGUUUGACUCCUUCUCAGAUCGGUGUUAUUCUCCGUGAUUCUCACGGUAUUGCUCAGGUCAAGAGUGUUACCGGAAACAAAAUCCUCCGCAUUCUCAAAGCUCACGGACUUGCCCCUGAGAUUCCUGAGGAUCUAUACCAUUUGAUCAAGAAGGCAGUUUCGAUCCGCAAGCAUUUGGAGAGGAACAGGAAGGACAAGGACUCUAAGUUCAGGCUCAUUCUUGUUGAGAGCAGAAUCCAUAGGCUUGCUCGCUAUUACAAGAAAACUAAGAAGCUUCCCCCUGUGUGGAAAUAUGAAUCAACAACCGCCAGCACUCUAGUUGCUUAAGGAUUGUACCGGCUCAUAUUUCUCAAGUUCCGGUUACAGUGGAUUGUUCCACUUGCAAUCUGCUGGGACAUUUUGAUGUUUAUCCAGAGUUUAGAUGGACCAUGCACUUUCUUAUUUUGUUAAGAACAGAGAUAUUAUUUUACCUUUAGUGUGUUGUAAUUCUUUUUAAGUAACAUCAAACUGCUUGAAAGUCAUUUUAAACAAUCUUUGUAUUUCUGCA
Molecule: messenger RNA, 814 nt
Organism: Lathyrus oleraceus (garden pea)
Lineage: Eukaryota; Viridiplantae; Streptophyta; Magnoliopsida; Fabales; Fabaceae
Product: 40S ribosomal protein S13
Exons: 5
Coding region: 139-594 (151 amino acids)
Biological process (GO): translation
Cellular component (GO): nucleolus; ribosome; cytosolic small ribosomal subunit
Molecular function (GO): structural constituent of ribosome; small ribosomal subunit rRNA binding
Source: RefSeq, a predicted model, not a curated record